This is a messenger RNA of Acanthopagrus latus (yellowfin seabream), 3202 nucleotides long. Its product is annotated as RNA-binding Raly-like protein. The record is from RefSeq and is a predicted model, not a curated record. The transcript is spliced from 8 exons. Lineage: Eukaryota; Metazoa; Chordata; Actinopteri; Spariformes; Sparidae. Gene Ontology annotation, cellular component: nucleus. Gene Ontology annotation, molecular function: RNA binding. Bases 95 to 730 code for a protein of 211 amino acids.
GUCGCAGGGUUUAUUCCUCUCCUCCUCCUCCUCCUCCUCCUCCUCUUCUUCUUCUUCUUCUGCUUCUUCUUCUGCUUCUGCUUCUGCUUCUGUUAUGACCCAUUUCAGGAGCGACUGCCACAGAGACAGACACACCGGGAUGAACGGCGAGCUGAGAACCGGUCGCACCACCACAGCCAAGAGAGGAAGCAGCGCCCCCGACAGAUCUGACUAUGAGAUGGAGUAUGACAGAUACCCUGAUGACCACUGUAACAGGGUGGUUGACUACCAGCGCGUCCCCUCCUCGGUCCCGGUGGAUCCCAGUCCUAUUAAACGGCCCCGUCAGUCAUCAUCCUCCUCCUCUUCCUCCUCCACAGCAGCUCUGAGGAUGAAGAGCAGCCGAGCGACCGGCAGGAACAACAACACACUCGCCUCCUCGUCUGACAGCAAAUUGAAGAUGGCGGAGCUACUUGCCAUAAAGAGGGAGCUGACGGUGAUCAAGGUUCAGAUCGACGGUCUGUUGGACUGUGUAGACAAGAUGGACAGACAGAGGAAGGACUGCUCAGAGUGUCCUCAGAGCAGAGAGCCCAGUGUGUCUCCUCACCGAGGUUCAGUCAGCAGUCUGGAGAGAGAAAGUCCUGAACCAGGAGAGGCCAGCGAGGACGAGCCGCUGCACUACCAGAGCUACUACCCCCACAGCUACACCCACAGGAUAAAGCAGCACCCGUCUGACCUGGAGGACGACCUGUGAUGCUGCAGCUCAGAUUCUCCCAGAAAACAAAAGGUCGGAUCAGUAAAAGCUCAGAUGGAAGAGAAGCUUCAAGGAGACGUUGACAACAUGAACAUCCAUCGGACUGACGCUCCUCAACCUGUCUCUUGUCUUUACAUCAGUCAGAUUUUUAUCUCCAGUCCUGGUUCCAGACCACAAAACCCCCAAGUAAACUGGUCAUUUGGUGAAUUCCCAGUCGUGUGCGUUCAUGUCAGGCAGCCACUGAUUCCACAUACAGUAACUUCAGAACUCAAUAUAAAUGAACUGGCAGGUACUUGAGACUUUCUACAGACAACUAAUCAAUCACAGUGAGCUUCACUUUAGUUUGGUCUCACUUUAGCAUCAAAAGUAUUUAAACCUCAUGAGCUGUUGGGCAGAUUUUUAGUUCUUAUUAUAUACAAUUAUAUUACAUAGAUUAAAAAACAUUCUCUCCAGUUAAAGACCUUGGCCUCGUCUCUGAAUAAUGUUAAUAAAGUCAGUGUGGCAGCAGCUGGUGGCGCCUUAUCACACAAUAUGUUUUCAUCAGGUGUUGUUGAUUAUGUGUAACCAGCUGUUUGUUGGACCAUAUUAUGUUUCUGCCUUACAACUUCAGUUUUAUGACUGUCUGGGUGAGUUUCAGUUGAAUGCACUCAGCCAUAAAGUCAUAAAUUUGCCCAAAGUGAAUAUUAACGCUGAAUAAAAACAACAUGUAGGAGAUAUUAAUGGAGAAGAGGACGUUUGUAUUAAUUGAUCUGUGUAGCAGCUACAAAAGGUUAGCUUAUGUUAGCUUCGGUUGGUCAAUCAGUUUGCUAUAUGUGAGCUAACAGUUUAGCAGCAGACUGACUGGACAGUUUGCUCUGUAAAAGAGACGAGUUCAUGUUCGCUCACAGUUCAGUUGUUAAACAUUUUGUUUACCGGCAUUAACAGUUGGUUAAGAUCAGCCAACGGAUCAGUCGAGCAGAUACAAAGUUUAGUUCAGGUUUACCAACAGUUCAGUAGUUAAAACAGUUCGCUAAGCUAACAGAACAGAUUACCAGCAGUAAACUGUUAAUUAAGGCUAGCUAACAGAAACAAACAUUUAGCUAACAGAUCAGUAGCUAAAACAGUUUGCUUCAGGAUGGCUAAUGGAAAGUUAAGGGGAUAAAAAUGUUGUUUAUGUUUGCUAAAUGUUCAGUAGCUUUGACAGCUUGCCACAUGUAAGCUAACGGAAAGGUUCACCUGCAUAAACAGUUGGUUGAUGUUAGGUAACAGUUUGGCAGAUAACAAAGUUUAGUUUAUGUUAUCAGUUAAGUAGCUUAAACAGUUUGCUAAACUAACAGAACAGUUUACCAGCAUGAACAGAUUAAAUUGUUUGGUUUAGUUACAAAUGAGUUUGGCACACGGUGGCCAUUUUCCUCAGCUGAGAUCAUUUUAUGAUUCCAGGUUGCAAGUCUGACAAACAUUGUUGUCAUUUCACCUCCUCCUCACUGAUCAGCAUCUGAAAAGAUGAUGGAUAUUUAAAUUUGAUGGAAAACCAGGUCAUAUUUCAAGGUAAAGAAACAUACCUUCACAUUAGCAUUUAGCGAAGUGGCUGAAUGCUAACAUUAGCUGUUGCUCUCUGCUGCUAACAGAUCAUCAAAUGUGUUGAUACAUGUAAAGUAGCAAAUGGACCAUUUACCAGUUGACCUUUGAUUCCUGUAUGUAAUGAAACAUAAUGUUUUCUCCGUAUCAUUCACAUGGAGGUCCACUCAGGACAAAGUGUUUGCAUAACAAAAGUGUUUUAACAAAAAUGUUGGAUACACUUUCUGCACGUCAGCCUCACUGGAUUCUGUCGGUCCGUCCAUUAAUACUUGGAUGUUGCGUGUUAUCUUAACGUCCACUGGCCAGAACUGCCAUGAAAUCUGGUUUCAAUGUUCGCGCCCCUUAUGAAUGUUUAACAGCACCAAGGUUCUUCCACGGUGUUGCCGACUUUUUUCCAAUGACAGCAGCUAGCAGCUCCAAACGUUGCUGAAUCUAACGAGAACACUGCAACCACAGCAGUCCAACGUCAUACGACUUCCUGUUUUGAGAUUUUGAGUUGUGCCGUCUCCGUCAUAUUUUCUUGAACUUCACAAAAUCAUGUUUGUUUCAGCCCGUUUUGGGUGACUGUUUUUUACUGAGGGUGAAACCGCCGACCCAUAAAAACGUUUCCUCCGCUACGUUGAAUCAGCCGGAUGAAGAAAACGACUGUGACCGACUGUAAAUACUUUGUGUUUCAGGCUCUCGUGUAAAAUACUUGGUUGGUUUAAAACAAAAAAAAAUGACACUUCACUACAACCAGUAGUAACUCUUUCUAUUUAAACAUUAUUUCAAACUUUAAAAAAAAAACAACAUACUAGUAUGUUUUACUAAGAAAUCCUGUGAGUUUUAGAGAUAUGAUGACUCACUGUAGUUUCUGCUGUUGGUGCGUUUGUGUUUGUCCUCAGUGCUGAAUGUAAUUAUUUCAUUGUGAGUGUA